GGCCGUUGUUUAUAGCUUCUCUCUCUCUCUCAUUUUCAAGGCUUCAAGUUUUGCUAUAAAAGUCUGCCUCUUUUUUCGCCAACCCAUCUCUGACUCUGUACUGUACGCACUCAAUACCGGGGAAGUUUCGAUCUUUAGGAGAAUGGACACAUGUUCAAGUGCUAGGAAGACUUGUUUUGUAGAGGAAGAUGAUGGUUUGGCUUCCUUAGUAGAUGUGGAAGCUGGGUAUUCUGGAAAGACUCAGCAUCCUUUCUUUUCGAGGUCAAUCUGUUACCCAAGGAAGAGUAGUUUGAGGAAUUUGUCAUCGACUGUGUCUUCUCCAAGAUCUGUGAGGUUUUAUGAUGCUAGAUUUGAAGAUAAUCAACCCCAUUUCUUGGAAGCUUGUUUUCUUUGCAAGAAGCCUCUUGGAGGCAACCGUGAUAUCUUCAUGUACAGAGGCGACACACCAUUCUGUAGUGAAGAGUGCAGACAAGAGCAAAUUGAGAUAGAUGAAGCGAAAGAGAAGAACUGGAAUCUUUCUUCAUCAGUGAAAGCUUUGAGGAAGAAAGACCAAAAGAAGUCCUCUUCUCCCAACAAAGCCCAGAACUACCCCUUACGUACCGGCACUGUUGCAGCUGCUUAAAUCAAGUUCAUAUUAUAAAUAACCCAAAGAAAACAAAAAAAGGGAAAAAUACAAAGUAAGAAGAGAAGGACGAUAUAUAACUUUUAAAAAGCUGUAUAAGAGAUGAUGGUUUUGAAGUUUUAACCCACGAAGGGAUGUGCUCAACUAGAGGGAGAUUAUGAGGAGGAAGAAGACCCAAUUUGUGGGGGUUUUUUUUGACCUUUUUUUUUUUUAACUGACUGUGGAUGUUACAUAUGAAGUACAAAAUGCUUGGCUUCUGAUUAUAUAUAGAUUAGCUUUUCUCGGUA
This is a messenger RNA of Tripterygium wilfordii, 909 nucleotides long. RefSeq names its product FCS-Like Zinc finger 1-like. The coding region runs from base 143 to 622 and encodes 159 amino acids. Lineage: Eukaryota; Viridiplantae; Streptophyta; Magnoliopsida; Celastrales; Celastraceae. The transcript has 2 exons. The record is from RefSeq and is a predicted model, not a curated record.